GAGGACUUUUCAUGAGAAACACUGUCCAGGAACACAGCGCAUUCCGAUUUGCGGUGCAGUUGUACAACACCAACCAGAAUUUCACCGAAAAGCCCUUCCAUUUGAACUACCAUGUGGAUCACCUGGAUUCUUCCAACAGUUUUUCGGUGACCAACGCAUUCUGUUCCCAGUUCUCCAGAGGAGUCUAUGCCAUCUUUGGAUUCUAUGACCAGAUGUCAAUGAACACACUGACGUCCUUUUGUGGGGCACUGCAUACAUCUUUCAUCACGCCCAGCUUUCCAACAGAUGCUGAGGUUCAGUUUGUCAUCCAGAUGCGUCCAGCUCUGAAAGGGGCCAUCUUAAGCCUUCUGACAUACUAUAACUGGGAAAAAUUCGUAUAUCUCUAUGAUACCGAACGAGGUUUUUCCAUCCUCCAAGCAAUUAUGGAAGCUGCUGUGCAAAAUAAUUGGCAAGUGACAGCCCGAUCAGUGGGAAGCAUCAAAGAUGUCCAGGAGUUUAAGGCAAUCAUCGAAGAAAUGGACAAACGGCAAGAGAAGAAAUACUUGAUUGAUUGUGAAGUGGAAAGGAUAAACGUCAUUUUGGAACAGGUUGCAGCCUCAGUAAAAAUUCAGAAGUUACCACUAUAUGCUGCUAACCUGGGUUUUACAGAUAUCUCGGUGGAGAAAGUGAUCCAGGCCGGGGCCAUAACUGGAUUUCAGAUUAUUAAAGAUAACCCAUUGGUCCAACAAUUUAUGCAGCGUUGGGUGAGACUCGAUGAAAGGGAAUUUCCCGAAGCCAAAAAUUCUCCAUUAAAGUAUACAUCUGCGUUGACCCACGAUGCAAUCCUUGUCAUAGCGGAAGCGUUCCGGUACCUCCGAAGGCAGCGGGUAGAUGUAUCCCGGAGAGGAAGUGCUGGAGAUUGUUUAGCAAACCCAGCCGUGCCUUGGAGCCAAGGGAUUGAUAUUGAGAGAGCAUUGAAGAUGGUUCAGGUUCCAGGAAUGACAGGAAAUAUCCAGUUUGACACCUAUGGACGUAGAACCAAUUACACAAUUGAUGUGUAUGAAAUGAGACCUGGCGGGCCACGGAAGGCUGGUUAUUGGAAUGAAUAUGAACGAUUUGUGCCUGCAAUUGAUUCUACUGUGUCCAACGAUACGUCCUCAGUUGAGAACAGAACCAUUGUGGUGACUACCAUCCUUGAAGCACCCUAUGUCAUGCGCAAGCAGUCACCUGACCAGAAGGAAGGGAAUGAGAAAUACGAAGGGUAUUGUGUUGACCUCGCUUACGAAAUUGCAAAACAUGUUGGGAUUAAAUAUGUCCUGUCCAUUGUUCCUGAUGGGAAGUAUGGAGCAAAGGACCCUGAGACUAAAAUGUGGAAUGGCAUGGUGGGUGAGCUGGUCUAUGGGAGAGCAGAUAUAGCUGUGGCCCCAUUGACUAUAACCUUGGUCCGAGAAGAAGUCAUAGAUUUUUCCAAACCUUUUAUGAGCUUGGGCAUUUCUAUCAUGAUCAAGAAGCCCCAGAAAUCUAAACCGGGGGUCUUCUCCUUUCUGGAUCCUUUGGCCUAUGAAAUUUGGAUGUGUAUAGUCUUUGCGUACAUUGGCGUCAGCGUAGUUCUCUUUCUAGUCAGCCGAUUCAGUCCUUACGAGUGGCAUUUGGAAGAUAACCAGGAAGAGCCUCGCGACCCUCAGAAUCCACCUGAUCCUCCCAAUGAAUUUGGAAUAUUUAACAGCCUUUGGUUUUCCCUGGGUGCCUUUAUGCAGCAAGGAUGUGAUAUUUCUCCAAGGUCUCUCUCAGGGCGAAUGGGCGGAGUUUGGUGGUUCUUCACCCUCAUCAUCAUCUCGUCCUACACCGCCAACCUGGCUGCCUUCCUCACGGUGGAAAGGAUGGUGUCACCCAUUGAAAGCGCGGAAGAUCUGGCUAAGCAGACCGAGAUUGCCUACGGGACAUUGGAUUCCGGCUCAACCAAAGAAUUCUUUAGAAGAUCCAAAAUUGCUGUCUAUGAGAAAAUGUGGUCAUACAUGAAGUCGGCAGAGCCCUCGGUGUUUGCCAAGACCACGGCCGACGGGGUGGCCCGCGUGAGGAAAUCAAAGGGAAAGUUUGCAUUCCUCCUCGAAUCCACCAUGAAUGAGUACAUUGAACAGCGAAAGCCCUGUGACACAAUGAAAGUUGGUGGGAACCUGGAUUCCAAAGGCUAUGGUGUAGCAACUCCUAAAGGCUCAGCAUUAAGAACUCCUGUAAACCUUGCAGUAUUGAAACUCAGUGAACAAGGCAUCUUAGACAAGCUGAAAAACAAAUGGUGGUACGAUAAAGGUGAAUGUGGUGCCAAGGAUUCCGGAAGCAAGGACAAGACCAGUGCACUCAGCUUGAGCAAUGUGGCAGGGGUGUUUUACAUCCUGGUUGGAGGCCUCGGGCUUGCCAUGACGGUGGCCUUGAUAGAGUUUUGUUACAAGUCUCGGGCAGAGUCCAAACGAAUGAAACUCACAAAGAACACACAAAACUUUAAGCCAGCUCCUGCACCCAAUACCCAGAAUUAUGCCACGUACAGAGAAGGAUACAACGUGUAUGGAACAGAAAGUGUAAAGAUCUAGUGAUCCUGCAUUUAUCAUGGCUUGCAAAGGGAGGAACAACCGAGAUUCCCAGUUACUUCAGUGAUCCUGGUCACCUGAGCCAAUUUUACUCUCUCUCCCGGGUGUCGGUUUUCGACACGAUACUGAUGAUGGUGCCAAGAACUUUUCACAGGAUUCUCUUUUUUGUUUUUGUUUUGUUUUGUUUUGUUUUCCUUCAGUGCCUUAACAGGAGAUUCUUAAGACUUUAGAAACAAUGCAAAAACCAUCAGAAAAAAUAAAUAAAUAAUAUUUUUGCUUUGCUUGAAAAAUGAACAAAAACGUGGCAAGAGACCAGUCCGCUCAGCAGACAAUAUUCAUAAAGGCAGAGACAGAGAGAGACAAAACAAAAGACGUGGAAAGCAUUCUUG
Messenger RNA from Thamnophis elegans (Western terrestrial garter snake), 2950 nucleotides. RefSeq names its product glutamate ionotropic receptor AMPA type subunit 3 (gene GRIA3). The record is from RefSeq and is a predicted model, not a curated record. Gene Ontology annotation, biological process: modulation of chemical synaptic transmission; synaptic transmission, glutamatergic; monoatomic ion transport. Gene Ontology annotation, cellular component: plasma membrane; dendritic spine; postsynaptic membrane. Gene Ontology annotation, molecular function: AMPA glutamate receptor activity; transmitter-gated monoatomic ion channel activity involved in regulation of postsynaptic membrane potential. Lineage: Eukaryota; Metazoa; Chordata; Lepidosauria; Squamata; Natricidae.